UUUGGAUAACAGGCGCGCGCUUUGUUUUAUUAUCCACAUUAUCAGCGGCAUUAUUGUUAUUAUUGGCCCUCAGCGCUUUACCGCUCGCCCACGCGUCCGCCCGUGAAUGCCGCGCGGAAAAGUCGCUUUCCACUAGAUUGGCGUCCAGAUUCGAGGAAAUCCAAAUCCGUCAGCGGACGCAUUCGCGCUCGUUCGGUCAGCACUAAGCACUACGGCUAAUAAUCGUUCAAAUCGUUAAAACCAUAAAAAUAAUAAUAAUAAUUGCAAUAACAAUAAACAUAGUAAUAAUCGUAACGCUUACGAGCCUUUGAUAGUGCCAAGGCAAGCGCAAACCAAGUAUUCAAAUUCAAACUCGAAUUCAAUUAACAGCAAAGUGCAAUUGGCUAAAACCGAAACCAAAACGCAACAAAGUAUACGAAACACUUGUGAAAUCGUACAAACAAUAGUGGAAAAAUAUUUAAGAUUAUUAAGAUUGAAAUCUCAAUGAACAUUAGUGCUUAAAUAAAGCUAAUACGCCACGUGGAGAGUGCAAUAAACAGAUAAACUUUUAAAACAAAUGUUUACCAAACAGAAAAUAUUUUAUAAAUAUUUAAUUAUUUAAAAACAAAUUGGUUACUUCAAAAUAAAAAAAUUCAAAUUGGUGCUAAAACAAACGAGACAAAUUUUCAUGAAUAUCAAAAAAAUAAAAAGACACAUUUAAUUAUAAAAACCAAAACUAAAUUAACAAAGACUUGGAGUGAAAAUAUAAAAUAAAUCUUUAAAAGGUCUAAAAAAAAUUGUGUAAAUCCAAAGAAGGCAAAGCCACAUCACAGAAAGCUGAGGAAACACUCAAAUAAAAUCCGCCAAAGUCGCAGAUCCCUGGAAAGCAAUUCGUGUGAAAUCGGUCAAGCCCCCAACGACUCUUAGCCCGUCUCAGACGGAGCACCGCCAAGAUUCUCACCGCCAGCAGCGCAAUGAACUCGUACUUUGAGCAGGCCUCCGGCUUUUAUGGCCAUCCGCACCAGGCCACCGGAAUGGCGAUGGGCAGCGGUGGCCACCACGAUCAGACGGCCAGUGCAGCGGCCGCCGCGUACAGGGGAUUCCCCCUCUCGCUGGGCAUGAGUCCCUAUGCCAACCACCAUCUGCAGCGCACCUCCCAGGACUCGCCCUACGAUGCCAGCAUCACGGCCGCCUGCAACAAGAUAUACGGCGAUGGCGCCGGAGCCUACAAACAGGACUGCCUGAACAUCAAGGCGGAUGCGGUGAAUGGCUACAAGGACAUUUGGAACACGGGCGGCUCGAAUGGCGGCGGUGGUGGCGGCGGAGGCGGUGGUGGUGGCGGUGCGGGCGGAACAGGUGGAGCCGGCAAUGCCAAUGGCGGCAAUGCCCCCAAUGCAAAUGGACAGAACAAUCCGGCGGGCGGCAUGCCCGUUAGACCCUCCGCCUGCACCCCCGAUUCCCGAGUGGGCGGCUAUUUGGACACGUCGGGCGGCAGUCCCGUUAGCCAUCGCGGCGGCAGUGCCGGCGGUAAUGUGAGUGUCAGCGGCGGCAACGGCAACGCCGGGGGCGUACAGAGCGGCGUGGGCGUGGCCGGAGCGGGCACAGCCUGGAAUGCCAAUUGCACCAUCUCGGGCGCCGCUGCCGCCCAAACGGCGGCCGCCAGCAGUUUACACCAGGCCAGCAAUCACACAUUCUACCCCUGGAUGGCUAUCGCAGGUGAGUGUCCUGAAGAUCCGACCAAAAGUAAGAUAAGAUCUGAUUUAACACAAUACGGCGGCAUAUCAACAGACAUGGGUAAGAGAUACUCAGAAUCUCUUGCGGGCUCACUUCUACCAGACUGGCUAGGUACAAAUGGACUGCGAAGACGCGGCCGACAGACAUACACCCGCUACCAGACGCUCGAGCUGGAGAAGGAGUUCCACACGAAUCACUAUCUGACCCGCAGAAGGAGAAUCGAGAUGGCGCACGCGCUCUGCCUGACGGAGCGGCAGAUCAAGAUCUGGUUCCAGAACCGGCGGAUGAAGCUGAAGAAGGAGAUCCAGGCGAUCAAGGAGCUGAACGAGCAGGAGAAGCAGGCGCAGGCCCAGAAGGCGGCGGCGGCAGCGGCUGCGGCGGCGGCGGUCCAAGGAGGACACUUGGAUCAGUAGAUCCUUAGAUCCUUAGAUCCUUAGAUCUGUAGGGAUUGGGCGGAAUGGCGCGGAGACAGAUACAAAGCAACUAUAUUGUAACAAAUGAACUAUUUACUUAAAUGAAUAAUAUUUAAAUAUUUUGAUGGUACUUGUGCGAAUACGAAUACGAAACUUAACCUAAAUCGAACCUAAUGGAAUUAUUUCAAGCGUUUGAGCAGCAACCGAAAAUACGUAAAUGAAACAAAACUACAAACUAAUUAACUAGGCUAAGUAAAUAAAAGUAGUGCAAAGAGCGCAGAUUAUAAACCUACUUAGAAUUAAAUGAGUAAAACAAACAAUUUUAAUUUAGUUCCAAACGACAUACUUCAAGAGGAUCGCUCGAAAUGAAAACCUCUGUCCUGCCCCUUUGUUGCUUACUGCUAUGUUUAAAUUAAUUUUCGCGAAAAAUACUCAAAAAUCGAAACACAAAAAAAGAUGAAAGUAUACCAUUACAAUGUUGAAUGCGAGCAAAAUUCUGUUGAUAUGAAUUUUUGGUUACAAAAAAAACAUGUUCUAAACCAAUUUAAGAUACGUAACAAAGGAUACAAAAACAAAAUGAAAACUAUUAAACUUUAACUUAAAUAUAAAUAGAAUUUGUUAGCCAAGUAAACAUAUUACGACACGAAAAACAAACGUUUUUGGGAGUAUCGAAUAUUUGAAUGUGUAUAGUUUGUGCUUAUUGAAUAAAAUAAUGCAAUUUUAGUUAACUUUGUUUAUUUGUAAACGAAUUUGUUUAGUUCUCGCCCAAACGACUAGAGUGAAGCUGUUUCUUUAAGUAAUGUGUAGUGUGUUUACCUUUUAAAUUAAAUUAAUGCCUAAUUUUAUUAUUAUUAUGUUUAGUUUAAUGACAAGCGUUUAUGAGAUUAUCCGAUAGAAGCGGCGAGUAGAGGAGUACGACAAACCGUUUGCCCUGGCAAACGCAAAUAAAUUAUUGGUUUUGAAAAAAUCUAAAGAAAAAAACAAUGAGAAAUCGAAUCCGAUUGUUGUGUUAUUAUUUUAGUUCUGCCAUUGCGCUCUCCUUUUCUGUUCUCCCAGUGUAAUUAGAGCCUCAGUUGUUUGAGAGAGUUCGCGGGCUGCCCGCUUGCAUGCGAAAUUGCUUUUGAUCUCGUUCCGUUAAUUGAUCGUGAGUUGUCCGCUCUAUAGAGAUACCCAAACCGAUUAGCUAUAACGAUACGAUACCAUACCGAUACCGAUACCGAUACCGAUACCAUAUAUAGUUUAGUGGAGCCAACGAGCUGUGCUCGACUCACCCACUAGCCACAAGGCGCGGUGUGUGUCCCGAAAAUGGAUCCUUCAGUUGAGUUUCCACAGUGGUCGAAACGAGGUCCUGCAGAUGAUGUAUACGUACUACCGCCUAAGAUUCGAUUAUAGAUAUAUUAUAUUUAUAAAUCUUGAUAUAUAUUUAUGUACUUAUAUAUGUGGGGAUCGAGUAAAAAUGGACAAACAAUAAGAGAGUAUUGCUGCGGAACGGAACGGAGGCAGUUGCAAAUACGUAAAUAAGCAUAAGUUAAAUGUUAUAGAUUUUAAACGCAAGUGCGUGGAUCGAAUGGGGGGUGUCCCCGUCACCGCAAACCAAGAAUAGACGCUAAAAUACAAUACAUAAAUAUUUAAACGUGGAUUAUAGUAGCAACAGAUAUACGUAAAAGGAAGCCGAAUCGGUGGUCGGUCUUGCAUAUGUACUGCAUCCUACCACUUACCUACUACUUACUUACCAGUGCAUUCGUAGUAAAAUAAUCGCUACUUUCUUGUACAUUGCUAGUGGCUUUUACUUUAAACUCUCUGACUCUCUGACCCUCGGACGAGCAGUCGAGCAGCCAAGCAGCCUAUCAUCCAUAAGAGACUACUACUUUUCCUAUAUACAUACGUACUUCAUCCGAUCAGAUCAGACCUACAGAUACUUUGCGGUUGCAUUUUCUACUUGUAAUUUCCCCUCCCCGCGAUCGACGAUUGGACCCGCAGGCUCCGUUCAUACUUAAUCGAUCUAACUCUAAUUUAAUGCCAUUCUAUGUUAGCUCCGUAAGUUGUAAAUUAUCAAUAUAAACUACACGUAAAAAGAACAAACACAAAACAAACAGCAACCAGUGAGAAUGUGGAAAAAGAAACAAAUAAAUUA
Drosophila santomea is the source of this 4260-nucleotide messenger RNA. Its product is annotated as homeotic protein ultrabithorax. The transcript is spliced from 4 exons. NCBI's taxonomy places the organism in Eukaryota, Metazoa, Arthropoda, Insecta, Diptera, Drosophilidae. Gene Ontology annotation, biological process: anterior/posterior pattern specification; negative regulation of transcription by RNA polymerase II. Gene Ontology annotation, cellular component: nucleus. The coding region runs from base 954 to 2126 and encodes 390 amino acids. Gene Ontology annotation, molecular function: DNA-binding transcription factor activity, RNA polymerase II-specific; RNA polymerase II cis-regulatory region sequence-specific DNA binding. The record is from RefSeq and is a predicted model, not a curated record.